AAGGCGAGAGCAACAUCCCAGUUCUGACUGAAGUUGCCAAGUGCAUGGGACUGGUUGCCAAGGGUUUGCAGAAACACUUUGACAAACUUGCGCGGCAGUUGCUGCCUGUAGCGUUGGCUCGGAUCAAUGACAAAAGCGUUUGGAAGACCAACUGCCUCAUCGAAAGGGUUGAGCAGCUGCUGUGGUCUGUGCCCUUGGACGUCCUCCUGGAGGAAUUGCCUGCACACUUCAGCUCUAAGAGCUUGUUUGUGAAGAAGGAGGCCUUGAAUCUUCUGAUGCGCGCUCUGGAGCUUCCACAGGUCUUGGAGAUCUAUCCCGACGCCACGCAGCGUUUCUUCCAUGCGAGUGCCACCUUGGCGCUGCCGCUGGUGGAUGACUCGGACAACACGGUCCGACAAGAAGCAGCCAAAGCCUUGGCGAAGUUGGUGGUCCAGAACAGAGAGGCCGCGGACAGCGUGCUGGAUCGGUUGCCGGCACAUCGCCGGAACCUGUUUGAGGAGGAGCACCGGAAACUCUCCAAGGACACCCCUGCCGCAGAGCUGCGCGUCCCCUCACCGCUGUCGCCUCCAGCCACGUGCACGUCACCCUUGAAGCAGCGGCUCCACGCGUUGCCGGUGGAGGCUGCACCGCUGCAGCCGUGGCUGCCAGGGCCGAAAGCCCAGAUUGCGGAGCCAAAAGUUGAAAAAGAGGAGGUGAAGCCGAAGGCUGAAGGAAAGGAGAACCGAAGCGAGCCUGUGAAAGAGGAGAAGGAGGUCCCAGAGACACCGUUGAUCAAGCAGAUGGCCGAAGAGAUCCGAAACCUGCGAUCAAAGGUCAAGCAGCUUGAAAUGGACAAGGAACGUCAUGAGAAGGUGGAGCUGAAGGCAGAUACUCCUUCCCCAGGUCCUACCUUGGCAACGGUGCCCAGGCCGCGUGCUCCUCCUACCACCCGGCGUGCCGAGUCUACUGAACGUCGUGAUGAAACGCCUCGUCGUGUUCCCAGGGAUCACGGCACCCCAACUCGCCGGGGGAGUCCCAUGGUUCGCGGCGACCGGGACCUGGGCCCGCGCCUCACCCGCGACGCCACCCCGCCACGGAGGGAGCUGCGGCAGGCCACACCACCCAGGCGACGGGAGGGGCCCACCCUGGCGCCCAGGGAAGGAACGCCCACCAGGCGAGAACCAACACCUACCCGAAGAGGAGCAACGAUCAGAAGGGAACCGACACCCACCAGAAGAGAGCCAAGUGUGAGGAGAGAUCCUACACCUACCAGGACAUUGAGACGUGAGCCAACACCUACCAGAAGGGAUCCCAGCAGGGAAGCUACUCCCAGGCAUGAAUCAACACCGUCAAGGAGAAGGCAACCCCCAAUCUCCUGGACUCCAGGUUAUUUGCAGGACGGAGAUAGUGUGAUCCUGGGCGAGAGUGUCGUACCUUUUCAGAUUGGUUUACCUCGCUCGUCCAAACAGGCACGGCAACAGAAGGAGAAGAGCCAAUACUGGGGCCCAGAAUCAAUCCCCAGCGACCACCUCUCUGCGCUGCGCGAACAAUGGCGUCCCUGCAUAGAGGACUGGCUUUGGCGACAAAUGUUCUCAGACCGUUUGGAAGAGCAGUUGGCCGGCUUGUCGCACUGGCAGAAACAGGCAGAAGACUAUACACACAUGAUCCUGGAAGCUGACGUUUUGGAUAUGGUGCUGAAAUGGUUGACCUGGAUGCUAUGGCACGCAAAUACGAAGGUGUGGAAAUCAAUGCUGGAUGUUCUGCUGGCACUCCUGCGAAACUUGGAGGGCCUUGAUGUGCCCCUGACUGAUCGUGAGACGCAGAUCCUGGUGCCCAACAUCGUGGAACGAUCAGGGCACAAUAUCUUGGCCAUUCGCGAGCUGAUGCAGGAAGUCCUGAGGCUAUGUGGCGUGCUGGCCCCGCGUGCGCGAAUGCUGCCUAUGUUGCUGAAUGGUCUAUCCUCAAAGAGCAAAAGGUCAGCGGCUUGUAGCAUGAAAGCCAUUGGCGACAUGUUGGAGCGGCAAAGCACUUUGUCGCUGCUCCGAUCACAGAAGGAUUUGGGUUUGGUCUUGAAGCUGACAGCAGAUAAGGAUCCAGAGGUUCGAAGGUCUGCGGUUCAAACAGUGGCGCUUUUGUCCCUGCAUUUGGAUGAUGAUGUGUUCAUCAAGGUCUGUCGUGGUUUACCGCCACUUGCAAAGGGUCCUGUCCAGCAGGCUGCCAUGAGCCUGCAGGAGGAGUUCAAUGACAGGCCCUAGAAGACGGACCUGACCACCGUGGCUCUCGUAGUCGAGAAGCCACACUAAUUUGAUGAAUGUCUCAAUUCACGCAUCAGGACGUGACAUAAAAGAAAC
Molecule: messenger RNA, 2330 nt
Organism: Cladocopium goreaui
Lineage: Eukaryota; Dinophyceae; Suessiales; Symbiodiniaceae
Source: the annotation of a GenBank genome assembly